AUGACAGAGAUGCCUCCUUAUCUCGCAGUAAACGAUGAAGAUAGUGAUCAUACCGAUAGUGAUUCUUCUGACUUUGAGGACCAUCUACCUUUAUGUUUUAAUCAACCUCGGCAUACAGACCCCAUAAAGGGCGUUGAACGUGAGGAGCACACUUGGAGAGUAAAGGAAAAGUACAAAACCCACUGUGUAGCCCUAGUUUUGUGUCUCAAUGUUGGUGUGGAUCCUCCAGAUGUCGUCAAGACCCAGCCUUGUGCUCGCUUAGAGUGCUGGAUAGACCCAAACUCGCUCUCUCCAAGCAAGGCUUUAGAAUCUAUUGGACACGCUCUGCAAACACAAUAUGAGCGAUGGCAGCCACGGGCUCGUUACAAGCAGUCACUUGACCCCACCAGCGAUGAAAUCAAGAAACUGUGCUGCUCUCUGCGUCGCAACGCGAAGGAGGAGCGAGUGCUCUUCCACUACAACGGCCACGGCGUGCCCAAGCCCACUUCUCAGGGGGAGAUAUGGGUGUUCAACAAGGCGUACACGCAGUACAUCCCGCUGUCCAUGUACGACCUGCAGUCGUGGAUGGGCGCGCCCUCGCUGUACGUGUACGACUGCUCCAAUGCCGGCGUCAUCGUCGACAACUUCAAGCAGUUCGCCGAGCAGCACGAGCGCGAGCACGAGCCCGCGGCCGGCCCUCCCGUCUCCUACCGCAACUGCAUACAGCUGGCGGCGUGUGCGGCCGGCCAGACGCUGCCCAUGUCGCCCGAUCUACCCGCCGAUCUCUUCACCGCCUGUCUCACCACACCCGUCAAGAUGGCCAUGAAGUGGUUCGUGCUGCGCAGCCGCCUGCGCUCGGCCACCGCCGACCUCGUCGACCUCAUCGAUAAGAUCCCGGGGCAGGUGACGGACCGGCGCACCAUGCUAGGCGAGCUCAACUGGAUCUUCACGGCCAUCACGGACACGAUCGCCUGGAGCUCGCUGCCGGGCGAUCUGUUCCAGCAACUGUUUCGCGCCGACCUGCUGACGGCCAGCCUGUGCCGGAACUUUCUGCUCGCCGACCGCAUCAUGCGCUCCUACAACUGCACCCCGGUGGCCAGCCCCGCGCUGCCUUCGCUGGCGCGCCAUCCGCUGUGGGCCGCCUGGGAGCACACGCUAGACCUGGCGCUGGCGCAGCUGCCGGCGCUGUUGGGAGAUCGGCCGCCGCCCUUCCGCCACUCGCCCUUCUUCCGCGACCAGCUCACCGCCUUCCAGCUGUGGCUGGAUCUCGGCGAGGGCGCCGCGGGCCGCGCCCCGCCCGAACAGCUGCCCAUGGUGCUGCAGGUUCUGCUGAGCACGCUACAUCGCGUGCGCGCGCUGCACAUUCUGUGCCGCUUCCUGGCGCUGGGCGAGUGGGCGGUGCGCGCCGUGCUGGCCGUCGGCAUCUUCCCCUACAUGCUGAAGCUGCUGCAGGCGUCGGCGCCCGACCUGCGCCCCGCCAUGCUCUACAUCUGGGCUCGUAUCGUCGCCGUGGACCCGAGUUGUCAAGCGGACCUGGUGAACGCGAAGGGCCACAAAUACUUCCUGGCGAUCCUGCAGGACCCCGCCGUGAACAGCGAGCACCGCACCCUGGCCGCCUUCGUGCUGGCCGGCAUCGUCGACCGGCACCCCGCCGGCCAGGAGGCGGCGCUGCAGGGCUCCAUGAUUCCCGCCUGCCUCGAGCAAGUGAGCGACGGCGAGGGCGGCGCCGGCGUGCUCGAGCAGUGGGCGUGCAUCGCGCUGGGACGCUUGUGGCGCGGCUGCGAGGCGGCCCGCGGGGCCGCCGCCCGCGACCUCGCGCACGAGAAGCUGGCCGCGCUGCUCACGCACCCGCGCGUGGAGACGCGCGCCGCCUGCGCGUACGCCCUCGGCUGUCUCGUCGGCGCCGCUCCUCUCGCGCCGCGCACCGACCACGCCAACGCGCUCGACCACCAGGUGGCGGUGCUGCUGGCCGCGCGCCUCUCCGCCGACGCUUCGCCGCUCGUGCGCGCCGAGAUCCUCGCCGCGCUGCAGUGGCUCGUGCUGAUCUUCGAGCAACACUUCAUCGCGGUCUACCUGCAGGAGCGGAUGCGGAGAAGCGAUAAGAGCGGGCGUGGCGGCGCGCAAGUGGAGGCGGGCUGCGAGGCGCUGGCCGGCCCACCUCCCCGCGGCCCCCGCGGCUCUCAACCCGCGCACCACUCGCUGUCGCUGCCCACGAUCGGCUUCGGCUCCGUCUACAUGAAGCUGUGGAGCAGCGUGUGCGCCAUGUGCCGCGAACCGCACCCCUCAUUGGCGCAGAUGGCCGACGACAUCGUGGGCCACGUGGCCGACCAGGUGGACAGCGUGGGCCGCGACGCGGAGCGUGUCUCGAGCGGCGGCUCCAGCUCGCUGCCCCCGUCGCCCAACGCGCGGCCCUCCGCCGCGCCGUCCGCGGGCACCCUCCCCCUCGGUCGUCGACGAGGCCGCUCCGGGCUGCCGCACGCCACUUCGGAGGAUUCCUUCUCCUUGUCGGCGGGUCAGAGCGCGAAGAGACCCAUCGUGAGCACGCAGUUCGUGGAGUGGGCGACGGCCCGCUUCGGGCGAGGCGAGGCGGAGGCGGACGAGGACGGCGACGUCGAGUGCCGAGCUCACCACGAGCGCGUGUGGCGGCGCAGGCGCAACGCCAACAUCCGCCGAGAGGCGAAAGGGCUGCGCUCGGCGCGCGUGACGCGGCUCGACACGCAGGCCUUCCACUCGCGCUGCCCGCUGCCGCCGGCCGUGGUGCUCUUCCAUCCCUACGAGCAGCACGCCGCCGUCGCCUCCAAGGACAACUUCGGGAUCUGGGACUGGGGCACGGCGGCCAAGCUGUGCGUGGGCACUUGGCGCCGCGCCUGGGGCCGCAUCACGUCGCUGGCCUACAUCGACGCCCACCACGGCGCCGCGUUGGCCGUGGCCGGCCACCAGGGCAACCUCGCCGUCUACCGGCCCUCCGGGGGCGGCGCGGAGCCCCGCCUGCUGACCGCGUGGCGCGCGCUGGACGUGCGGCCCGCGCCCGACUACCGACCGCCGCCCGCGCAGCCGCUCUACAACGGCGCGGGCGGCGCCAGUUCCUGGUCGGCGCCGCCGCCGGGGACGCUGGUGCGCUGGUGCUCGCGACGGUGCAGUUUGGCGCUGGCCGGCCCCGCGCCCACGCUGCGGCUGUGGGACGCCCUCGCCGAGAUGCUGCACGCCGACAUCGACACCGGCGUCGAGUGCGCCGCGACGAGCCUGUGGCGCGGCGGAUGGCGGAUCGUGUGCGGCUUCGCGGACGGUUCGGUGCGCGCGUGGGACGAGCGCACGCCGGAGCCGAUCUACACGCUGCGCGAGCACGCGGCGCCCGUUCUGGCCGCCGUCCCGCGCUCCGAUCGGAACGCGCUCGUGACCGGAUGCGUGGAGGGCGUCGUGCGCGUGUACGACGAGCGCAAGGUGGGGACGAGGGCCGCGGCGCUGCGCGAGGUGCGCGCGCCGGGUCCGCUGGCGGCGCUGGCCGUGCACGAGCGUGCGCCGCUGUUGGCCGCCGGCUCCGUGAACCAGUGCAUCAGCAUCUACGACCUGCGCGGCGCGCACCUCAACACCAUCAAGUUCCACGAGGGCUUCAUGGGGCCGCGCAUCGGGCCCGUGUCGUGCCUGGCCUUCCACCCGCUGAGGUGCGCGAUGGGCGUGGGCUCCAAGGACUCCACCGUGUCCGUGUACCAGGCGGAGGCGCGUCGGUGA
This is a messenger RNA of Pieris macdunnoughi, 3708 nucleotides long. NCBI's taxonomy places the organism in Eukaryota, Metazoa, Arthropoda, Insecta, Lepidoptera, Pieridae. The record is from the annotation of a GenBank genome assembly.